AUGGGCUCCCUCUCUCCGCUCGACCCCCUCUUCACACCCCUCCGCCUGGGCUCGCUGUCCCUAGCCCACCGCAUCAUCCAAGCCCCCUGCACACGCAUGCGCUCAACGCCGGACCCCUCGGCCCCGGGCGUCUGGGUCCCCAACGACCUAAACGUGACAUACUACGCCCAGCGCGCGAGUAAAGGCGGGCUGAUGCUCACCGAGGCGACGCCGAUUAGCCGGGAUGCAGCAGGAUACCCCGGCGUCCCUGGAAUCUUUACGCCCUCCCAAAUCGCAGGCUGGAAGAAGGUCACUGAUGCGGUGCACGCGAAAGGCGGGAUCAUCCUGUGUCAACUGUGGCAUGUCGGGCGCGCAACAACGCCGGGUAUGCUGGGCGGGAAGACGCCGCUUGCCCCGUCGGACAUUCCGAUGUCGGGGAAUGCGCUCGAUGGCACGGUGUAUGCGGAUGCGCCGCCGAAGGCGAUGAGCGUCGAGGAGAUUAAGGGUACGGUUGAAGAGUACGCGGCGGCUGCGAAACGGGCGAUGGAGGCUGGGUUUGACGGGGUUGAGAUCCACGGCGGAAACGGCUACCUCCUCGACCAGUUCCUACACGACAACGUCAACACCCGGACUGAUAGCUACGGCGGGAGCAUCGAGAACCGCGCCCGGAUCGUGCUGGAGAUCAUCCACGCCGUGACGCAGGCGAUUGGGCCCGACCGCGUGGGCAUCCGGCUCUCACCGUACAACUACUUUCAAGACACGCGGGACUCGAAUCCGCAGAAACACUGGGGGUAUCUCUGCUCGCAGAUCGCGGCGCUCCCGGAGUCUGCAAGGCCAGCAUACGUGCACAUGAUCGAGCCGCGGUUUGAUGAGGUUCUGGACGAGAGCGAGAAGAUUGACGCCUUGGAGACGACGCAGGAGGUUGUUAAGCCAUCUCUCGACGGGUUCAGGAACGUCCUGAAGAAGGGUGGUGUGUCGUUCAUUGCGGCGGGGAACUUCAAGGCCGAGAAUGCAGGCGAGAAGAUCAGCUCUGAUGGCGCGGACGCCGUGGCGUUCGGACGCCUGUUCAUCAGUAACCCCGAUCUACCGCGCCGACUGCAGGAGGGGCUUGCGGUGAAUGCGUACGACCGGGCUACGUUCUACGGCGCGAGUCCGCCGGAGAGGGGAUAUACCGACUAUCCAUUUGCUGCGUAG
Molecule: messenger RNA, 1173 nt
Organism: Aspergillus mulundensis
Lineage: Eukaryota; Fungi; Ascomycota; Eurotiomycetes; Eurotiales; Aspergillaceae
Product: alkene reductase
Exons: 3
Coding region: 1-1173 (390 amino acids)
Molecular function (GO): FMN binding; NADPH dehydrogenase activity
Source: RefSeq, a predicted model, not a curated record